Messenger RNA from Branchiostoma belcheri (Belcher's lancelet), 4440 nucleotides. RefSeq names its product patched domain-containing protein 3-like. The record is from RefSeq and is a predicted model, not a curated record. The transcript is spliced from 22 exons. NCBI's taxonomy places the organism in Eukaryota, Metazoa, Chordata, Leptocardii, Amphioxiformes, Branchiostomatidae. Gene Ontology annotation, cellular component: membrane. Bases 393 to 3440 code for a protein of 1015 amino acids.
GGGUAGGACGAAAGGUGUUGUAAUUGUAGGUGCCAGGUACAGCUCUCAGGGAAACGCGAUAUCUGUACCUUUUCUACACGCAACAAUGCCUUCUGUUGCGUAGAUAUAGUUUGGCAUACUAGUAAUGACAGUGGGUGGGGGAAAGUGCGGGUGGAUGCCUAGGGACCAACCGCGUACGUUGUACGAUUUUCAGCAGGGGAACCUUUGACAGGACCGACCGAAAACAUCGCAAGGAUCUACGGCCACCGUUCUCGUGACAAGACAGACGAGAUGUACACAACGAAUUCACGACUGAUCCACGAGUGUGUCUGUUUGCUGUUGUAAGUCUUACGUGUGACGUGCGUGACUGGCACCUUUCUGUGGAAAACCGAACAGUGUAGAAGGGUUCAACCAUGGCGGAAAACCCCGCAAAGAAGAUGUCUGACUCAAACGGACACCUGCCCACUGUCUCUGAGAAUGUAGGCAGACAGAAUGGCGGGGUAGUAUUGGACUCAGAGCCCGAAAACAAGGACGAAAACUCCGAGCAGAGGCAUUGUUGUUGCAGGUGUUGUUUGCGAUGUUGUCCUUCGGGCACCUGCGAAUGCAGCUGUUUUUGUUUUCAAGCCUGUCUGCAGUCGGUCAGCUACAUCAUGGUGUACGGUUUGGAGGAACUCUUCACAAGGGUCGGUAGGUUUGUAGGCCGGUUCUACUGGCUCGCCAUCCUCCUGCCCCUGCUGGUGACCGGCGGGUUCUGCGCUGGGUUCAUCAAGUUCUACCAGGCGACGGAGUACAACGACCUCUGGGUCCCAGAUGGUUCCACCAUACUGGACAAGGCGGCCUUCGUCGGGAGGAACUUCCCGAGCCUCGCGGGCCGGUACCAGUACAUCCUGGUCAUCGACGAUAAUGUACUGACCGCUGACAGCAUCAGAGCGAUGUAUGCUAUUGACAAGAAGGUCAAAGAAAUAAAUGUUGCAACUGUUCCCUCCUGGGAUAAUAUUUGUUACAAGCUCAAUGGAGUUUGCUUCUCAACCAGUCUGCUGGAGCUGUGGAGCUUUAACGAGACGGUCAUCAGUAACCUGACAGAUCAGGACGUCAUAGACAGGGUCAACACGGUCAACCUCACCAGUCCUGUGUACUUAGCAGACUACUACGUUGACAAGGUGCUGAGUGAAAUAAGCAGGGAUGCGAAUGGAAACAUAACUGGCGCAAAGGCACACACCAUGGUGUAUGCAUUGAGAACGGGAGGAGAAGUUGGGAGUACCUGGGAGACUGAGUUUAUCGAUAUAGGCCUGGCAGGGCACAGUGACCUUGACGAAGUCUUGCCUAGAGCUAUCAGGAGUUUUCAGGACGCUUUUCGGGGCCAAACUUUCUCUGAGCUGCAGCUGUUGUCGGCCGGGUACGCGCUCAUCAUCACAUACGUGGUGCUCAUGGUCGGAAACAUCAACCUCGUGGAGCACAGGAUUUAUGUCGGUCUGCUGGGCGUGGUAGCCGUUGGCAUGGCAACAGGAGCGUCCAUAGGGUUUUGUUCUCUUUGCGGAGUUGCAUAUGGACCCAUUCACAGCAUCAUGCCUUUUCUUCUCAUAGGUGUCGGAGUAGACGACAUGUUCAUCAUUGUCCAAGCGUGGGAAAACCUGACUCCAAAACAACGUAAGAACAAGCGUGAAGCGGCGGCCCAGGCGAUGAAACACGCCGGUGUGUCCAUCACGGUCACCUCCAUAACCGACCUGGUGGCCUUUGGAAUUGGAGCAACAACGCCGAUUCCAGCCUUGAGGUCCUUCUGUAUCUACGUGGCCGUCGCCAUCGUGUUCCUGUUCCUGUUCCAGUGCACGUUCUUCAUGGGGGCGCUCGUGGUCGACCAGUACCGCCGGGAGGCCAGACGGGACGCCUGCUGCUGCUUCAAACACAACAAGGACUACGAACCAUUUGCAUAUUCGCGCAAAAGCCUCGUGCACUGGAUCUUCGAAAAAUGUUACUCUCGGGUCUUACUUACAAUCCCCGUUAAGAUCCUGGUGAUUUUGAUCACAUUUGGUGCGGCAGGGUGGAUGGCGUACGGUACGUACAAUUUGAAGCAGGACUUCAACUUCGUCUGGUACCUACCUGCCGAAUCGUACGUCUUCAGGUACACCACUCUGUAUGAACAGUACUUCCCAGAAGAGGGUGGUGUGGACGUGGGAGUAUAUAUAGAAAAUGGUACCGACUAUUACAACGAGCGAGACAACAUGGAUGCGCUGUACAACAACCUCAGGACCAACGAGUACAUCGACUCCACAACUGUAGUCAGCUGGUACCACGGCUUCCUGGAGUGGAUCAAAGCAGAAAAGUCUGGAGAUCCUGGGAUAACUCCAGACGACUUUCCUGGGAACGAGAGCUACUUCUAUACAUUGCUGGAGGAAUACUUCGCCACUCCCUUUCCGGUUGGUGGGGACACCUAUGCCUCUGACGUCAAGUACGAUAGUACCCAAUCAGAGACUUGGAUCUAUUCUUCUCGGAUAAGGGCCAAAUUCAUUCGACUGUCGAGCACCGAGGUUCAGGUACGAGGCAUGGACAGUGUGGUGAGCCUGGCGAACUCCGCCGGGUUCCCGUCUACCGUCUUCCCUUACGCCUCACAGUUCCGCCGCUACGAGACCAAUAAGAUCAUUCAGCAGGAAGUGUACAGGAAUAUCGGGCUGGCCAUGCUGGCUGUGAUGGUGGUGACACUGCUACUGGUGGCCGACCUACUCAUGAGUCUCUACAUCACACUGUGUGUGGUUCUCACACUGGUUGACCUGGGCGGACUGAUGCAUUUCUGGGGCUUGACCAUAGAGCUGUCCACUAUGGUCAUCCUGGUGUUAGCGGUCGGACUGGCGGUGGACUACUCCGCUCACAUCGGGCACACCUUCAUGCUGGUGCACGGGACCCGAAACGAGCGUGCAAAGGAGACCCUGUUGCGUAUCGGGACGGCGGUCUUCAACGGUGGCUUCAGCACCUUCCUGGCGUUUGUGUUGCUAUCGGGAUCACAGUCUUACAUCUUCCAGACAUUCUUCAAGGUCUUCUUUGGAGUUGUCCUAUUUGGAUUGUGGCACGGGCUGGUGUUCCUGCCUGUUAUCUGCAGCCUGAUUGGCCCAACGCCCUACCAUACGUCAUCAGACAAAACGACGGACCAAUCAGAGAAAAAGGACGACAUCGAAGAAAUCACAAUGGACGAUGAAGAGUCUCCACCUCUUUCGUCGUCGUCGUCUACAACUAAGCUGGCACAGCAGUCACCAGAGGCUACCACGGGACAUUACAACCCUGCCAUGUACGCAGGCCUGCCGGAGCCAGACUAUCCACCGUACGGCAGGCAGGCGAACGGUCACCGCCAGACGCGAGACCACGGGUCGCAGUCCUACCCCUCCCCACGGUACCACCAGAGUGUCCGCCAUAACUUUAACAACCCUCGCCUUCAGAAGAAAGCGAGCUACGCGUUACCGAACGUUGCCUGAAUGUUAGAAGAGACUGUUGCUUAUGUCGUGUCAAUGGGAAAAAUGAAAUUUAUCCUAUUUUCGCGUUGAUCAGUAUUUACAUAUCAGUACAACUUGUAUGACCGUCUAAUAGUUUCAUUAGGUUGGAAAGUCACUGAAUAUGGAGACUUUUUCCUAACGAAUAGGUUUAUAUUCAUACGUGUGUUUUAUCUUAAUGGGGUUACUUCUCGUGUAGUUUGUGCCAUUGGAGCCAUAAAAACACCGCUGCUACAUUUAAUUUCAUUUGAUUGUACCAAAUGUAGUAUCAUUUUAUUGUUAUGAUUUUUUUAAUAUCUUGAAAAAGACAAAUAAAAGUAAUUAGGUACCGCCACUGACGUGGAUGCAACCAUGCAGAUAUUUAAUUUGUUUCAUCCAAGAAAGCCAUUGAUAAAUAUAAGUUGUUGCGGUUUGUAUAUAUUUUACUGUACAGUUUCAUCAUAAAAAUAUUAUUGUGUAUGUACUCUUUAUGCUUUAUCUAUCUAAUAUGAAUCAAAUACAUUUUGAUGAACUUCUUCUCGUCAUACAAUUGUGAUUACUAUAACUAACGACCCAAACUCUUAGGUUCAUUGCUCAAAUUGUGCCCAUGUUUUACGCCCCAAAGUGUCUUUUUUUUAUCAAUGAUAAUAUGUUGCCGUUGUGUAUAUGAAUUAUCCCAACGCUGAGUAUACAUUCUUUCAUUGAAUAUUGAUCUGAAUUACAGUAACGUAGUUUUUUAUUCUACCUUUAUGUAUACAUGUACAUAACAAGUGUGUACUUGGACUAGAUACCAAGUUAUCAUUUUAGAUAUGGUAAUCGCAUAACUGAACCCCAAAAGGAAACACACCAAUUUGUACAGUACGUUCCUCAAGUGCCAACUGGGCAUCAAGAUUUCAUCAAAGGGAUGGAAUACGAUAGAUACCGUUAACAUAUGCCGAAUGUCGGUCAUUUCAAACAUUUCAACCCUCACUGAAGCGGAUGGAAGUAUUGAAAUAUAGGCUUUAGA